AGACUGAAGGUUCACUCUGGUCCUGCAGCAAAGACAAUUUAGUAUACCUUAUAGGUUAUUAACAGUAUUUUAUAAUUCAUGUGAAAUUUUACUGGGAGCCAGUGCAGUGUGGAUAAGGGUAAGGGUGAUGUGGUCGUAUCUUCUGGUUCUCGGGACUCAAGCAUUUAGGACUAACUGGAGCUUGAGCAUGGCAGGCUGCAGUGACUGGGUGGAUUGUGUUCAGUUUGGGUUCUACAUUCCCAUCCUUGCCACUGGUUUUCCUUUAAACAUGGCUGCACUGUGGCAGCUGUUCUUCCAUGUCCGUCGCUGGAAUGAAUCCACUGUUUACCUCCUGAACCUCGUCAUUACCGACUGCCUGCUCCUGCUUGCACUGCCAUUUAAAAUCCUGGCUUACCACCGCUCAUGGAAUCUCGGACACAUUUCCUGCUGGCUGUUUGAGAGUUUUGUCUACGUCAACAUGUACGGCAGCAUCCUGCUGAGUGUGUGCAUCUCUGUGGAUCGCUACGUCGCGCUGCGCUUUCCCUUCCGGCGCCUGCGAUCCAAACGGAAGGCUGUGUUUGUCUGCACAGUCAUGUGGACAUUAGUGUUUGGGUUCAGCUGCCCGGUUUACUUUUUGCACAAGAAAAGCAAUAGUUCUAAUGAGUCCUUCUGUUUCCAGAACUUUGCCAAUGACACAUGGACGAAACAGUGGAUCGUAGUGUGUGUGGAGUGUGUGUUUUGGGGUAGCACUGUUGUCAUGGUGCUCUGCUCAGUGCAUGUUGUUAAAAUCCUGCAUGAUUUACGCAAACGGAACCCCAGUGAUGCUAAACUGCGAAACAACAAGAGUAUAAAGAUUGUGCUCAGCAACCUGGUGGUGUUCCUCUUGUGUUUCAUUCCGUAUCACAUUGUUGUACUUCUUUAUUUCUACUUUAAACAGAACAACGACAGUGCAGAAGUCAUCAAUAAUCUGCGUAAAUUUGUUCACGUUAGUCUGUGUGUGAGCAGCGUGAACUGCCUCGCCGAUGCAGUCUGUUAUUAUUUCAUACUAAAAGAAAAUCUGCAGCUUGCACAGCAAGAUGCCAGAGCCAACACACUCACACACACAGUGACACACACUGAGAGGUGUUGAGGAGCUCUGGAAAAAAAUGUUACAUAAAACAUGAAUCUGUGCAGAAUUACGGUGUUUAGAUAUAAACACGUGGUUUUAUUUUACUGCUACAUUUUACUUAACCAGGGGUUUUCAGUGUGGUGGUUGGUGUGGUUUUGUAGCUGGAAUGGCCGCAUACACUAAAUGGAUUUAACAAAAUUUAAAAUAUUUAAAUGUAUUACUCUUAUUCAUACUCACACAAAACCACAGUGGCAAUGUGUGGUUUAUCUCAUUCAGUCAUAACACUGAAUGUGUUUUUGAUUCAGAUUCUGUCCAGUAUGGCGGCAGGCUUUAGACAUAAUUAAAUUAGAUUUAGACAAAGCAGACACUGAAAUUGCACAGCGAUGUGUAAGAACCAGGAAAAAGAAAGAGGAGGAUUAGCGACACGAGCUGCCGAGUCGAUAAACUUUCAGUAACAAAUGUUUCACUCAGUUUAUUUCCCCUUCUUAUAGAUCAGAUACCUGAUCAGUGAGUUUGAGCCAAACUGUGUUUUAAAAAUUGUUUUCUUCUUUCUGCAUUGGGUUUGCUCCAGGUUCUCAGGUUUCCUCCCACUUCCCAAAAACGUGUGUGUGUGUGUGUGUGUGUACUUCUGAUCUCAGGAAUGAUUUUUGGAUCCACUGAAACCCCAACCAGGAUAAAGUGCUAGCUGAAAGUGAAUUAAUGAAUGUUCUUAUGAGGGCCAAAACUUUUGCCCUCAUGAGAUAGUGCGUGAACAGGAAUCUGUUCCCAGCUAUAAGUAAAUACACAGACAGACAGACAGACAGACAGACACACACACACUUCUGUUAUACAGCAGUGCAGCUGCAGCUCUUCUGUAUUUACUGAAUAAAGACGUUGGUACACCACUUCCUGUUUGAAUGAAUGUAAAAAUUAUUUCUGUGU
Messenger RNA from Neoarius graeffei (lesser salmon catfish), 2008 nucleotides. RefSeq names its product G protein-coupled receptor 55a (gene gpr55a). The transcript is spliced from 2 exons. NCBI's taxonomy places the organism in Eukaryota, Metazoa, Chordata, Actinopteri, Siluriformes, Ariidae. The record is from RefSeq and is a predicted model, not a curated record. Gene Ontology annotation, cellular component: membrane. Gene Ontology annotation, molecular function: G protein-coupled receptor activity. The coding region runs from base 128 to 1108 and encodes 326 amino acids. Gene Ontology annotation, biological process: positive regulation of Rho protein signal transduction; phospholipase C-activating G protein-coupled receptor signaling pathway.